CAAACCAGAGGCUGCGUAGCACAUGGAGUCUUCAUAUUUGUCAGGCGUUCCUGGAUUCCUCAACAGACCUCCCCAAACAAAGAGUUGGAGGUCCAAAAGCAGCAGCUUUAAAAGAAUCUUUGUCCUGCUGGUCUGUGCCAGCAUCAAUUUUCUUCCCAGGAACACCCAAGAACGUUGGCACCAAAGAUAAAAGAGAAUCAUUUGGAUAGUUGGGAAUACAACUGUCCUUGGAGCAGCUGCCCCCUAAAUUGCACAGUACAGCCAGUACAGCAAACUUAAACUGACACAACCUGACAUCAUUUGGUCUCUAGGUCAAGCACUUGGACUUAGAGCCCGCAUUUGCCGCAGCAGCUGCGGCAGCUGCUUGCUCGCAUUGUCCUGUCGAAGGCUGGCAUCUCCACUUCCCAGGUGGGCUUCUCAUGUCUUGAUGCGGCAAGGGCCAUUGACCAACUCAGGCGUGGCAUGUGCAAUGGCACCUUCCAGAGGGCCCUGCACCGUGGAGUGGCGCGCCGCGCGCCGCGCGGCCCGCGUGGCCGCUCCGGCGAAAACGCCGCGGGUGGCGCUUUGCCUCCUUGGAGUGCCCCGCUUCUUCGAUGCCACCGCACAGCUCUUCAGGCUGAACUUCCUGGAUCGCAUUGAGGAGCCCUGGGACCUCUUCGCUUUUGCCACGGCAAGUCGUCGACCGACCAAAGCCACUUGUCCUCGGUUCCACCGUUUCUUGGAGCUGGAAGAUGGAGACAAAGAAUCUCUUCCCUCUGCUCUACUGGCUGCUGCGCCGUCCAAGGCGGCACGACUCAAUGUAGGUCACGGACGGAGCACGCCCUUGGUGGCUUGGCCGGAAUGGCAGGAACUUCAGGUUUUUCUGAAAUCCUCGGUGGCUGGAAUUGUGGCUUGGGGUGACCAGCCGUUGGAGCUCAUGAGCCAGGUGACUUGUGAAGGUGAGCUGCUGGGUGGUUGCAUCCUACCCCUACGUGAAGUCCUCGCACUUAGUAGCUCCAGCACCGGAUUUCAUCGCGCCUUGCCCUUGGGCGCGCCACACGAGCGGAACUCGCCCGUGCCCAGCGCGGAUCUCUCUGCGGCGCCGGACUCGGAGCAGCGGAAUGUGCGGCCGGAGUUGGUGGUCGCCAUCAGUGCUGUGCUGGAAGGUGGUGAUGUUCUCAUACCUCAACAAGAGCGUAGUGCCGAAGAGCUGCGCCUCCACACCUCGCAGGUGAGGGUCACCUUAAAAUCUUUGCGUGUCGAAGAGAACUUGGCGAUUGCGGACGUGCAAAGAGGUCAGCGGAAGAUCGCUCCAUACGUGAUGGCGUCCUGUGGCCAGCAGACUGCACGGACCAAAGCGGCCUUUCUCACGGCCGGGAGGCAAGACCGGGAGAAGUUUGUCUUCACCAAGAUGCCCAAGGCCACCAGCGACUUCGAUUGUGGCGACUUACUUCGUGGAAGUUUGGAUCGCUACAAAGCUGUGCCUUCUUUGGAGGAGCGACGGAUGAAUGAGCCCGAAUUCGGGUAUCAUAUGCGCACAGAGAAUGGUUUGCAAAUUACCUAUAGCAAUGCUCAGUUUACCUUUUGGUAUCAACAACAAGAAGUGAUUGAGUUUAUGGUUUAUGACGAUCUAUUUUUCUACUACCCGGACAACCUCGUUGCCUGCGGCACACUUGAUCUUGAUGAUGCAUUCAGCGUUGCUUUUACAGAGCAGGGAGAACUCUUAGAUGAGAAUGCAAAACAGCCGAGGGUUCGCAUGCACGUUACCCUUGCACCUUCCAUUGCCACUGUGCGCCCUGGUGCAAGCACAAGUGAAACUUCAGCUGCAGAUGGUGGUACUGGCGGUAGUACUAGUUCUCGAAUUGCAGGGGAGAUAGAGCUGGAAAUCGAGUUCAUGCAAGAGCCUGUUGCUUGCCCUACCGCACUGGAGAGCACUUUCAGACAAGCCUUGUCACAGAGCAAGAAGGCAGAAGAGUUACAGCGUGAAAGCCUGCAGUAUUUGGCAGAGAUCAUCACUUCGAGCACAGUACGGCCUUCUGGCUUACCUGCAUUAGAAGACCUUUUCAGCGAACAAAAGGAAGCUCGACUGCGCGAUGAAAGCUUGGCGAUCCUUUGUUGCACCUGUGCGGUGGCCGCAGCACGACGCAUGAUCGACCAUGAAGACUGGGUGGUGGUGGUUUUUGAGAAUCGACUUGAGAACAUUGUCCAAGAGAUUUGCGAGGUUCUACUGGAUGAUGGACAUGUGCUCACAGCGGAACUGGUGACAUGCGCUCGCAGAGCCGUGAGCUACAAGACCAUUGAGAAGGCUGCGGAGGCAUAUAGACGUUCUUGUCGCAGCACUUCACAAAUGGAACAUUUGCUUCCUUUGGGCACUUUGCUGUGCAUGCUACGCUCCACUGGCGCUUUGCUACGCUCCUCUCUGAAAAGAGCCUCUGAGGCGAUUGAACCUGAUGGGUCACAUGGCUCCUUGUUCUUUGAACUCUUAGAACGUCAUCUCGUGAGUUGUGGGGAGUUAGAAGUCUCUCAGCCCUUGGUUGUGCAGCUCGGGACUUCCAGCGAUGAGCUUGGGGAUUCCCCAGGCGAAGUGGCGGAGUAUACAGCUGCACAGCAGAAGGAGCAGUUGCGGCUGGGCCGUGAGGCCAUGUAUUCCAACUUCUUUCCACAGAUCGAUACGCAGCGGCUGCUCGAUAGAGAGAAGGAGGAGUGGCAGCUGGAAGUAUUGCCUGGACAAUAUCCAUUUUUGGUUCCAGCUUCAGUGUGCAUAGGAAGCCUUUGUGGUGCGAUCAUGGCUUUCUCCAUUGUGGAGACAGCCGUGAUUGUGCAUACGAUGGACGCUCGCAUUCUGUGUCACAAGGAUUAUGAGCACAUGGCAUUGAUGCGAGCUUCCUGCUGGGUGAUGAAGGACUCGUACUUAGACAACUUCAUGGAAUGGGUGGCAGAAUCACCGGGAUGGUUCAAGAGCAUCUUCAUCCUGUCAGGACUCAUGGAUGGCAAAACCGCUUUCACCUACAUGCGUCGACGGGUGUUGAAGCUCCGGGAACUGCAGCUGGAGUCGAUUGGUGAAGCGCUGUCUCCGCACAAAGUCAUUUGUAUCUCGGGAUUCUUGCGUUCCUUCGCAGAUCUUUGCCAACCCUGGGUCGUGGAUCCCGACAGGCCCUGGACUUCGGCACAAGUCCACUUCCUUCGCUUUGAGACGGAAGUGCUUCAUUUGCUGGGUGUGCAGCUGAAUGAUGUUUUGGCACGGGAUCUCAAGAGGACCGAGUACGUGGCGCGCUUCCUGGUGGCGUGCACGAACCUCAUCAGUUUCUCCCAGCGCCUCACCGAGAUGCUGCUGGACGAGCUGGGCGACUUCUUGGACCGAGCGGCCACAAGGGCGGAGCAGGUCGGGAAGCUGUUGGCUCGUCAACUGCUGGAAGCUCGUACCAACGCCCGUCGUCGGAAUGCCUCCUUCACAGUGAGUUUGGUCGGCUUCUCGACCGGUGGAGUCGUGGUCGAGAGCUGCUUGAAGGAACUACAAGAGAUGGUCAAGGAUGGCGACCAUGUUGCCAGUGAUAUCGUUUGUGAUGCCGUGAUGUUAGGCACCCCCAGCCGAGCUUUGGACGAAGAUUGGUCCAAGCUCAGACAGCUUGUGAGUGGACGGUUCAUCAAUGGCUUUUUUGCACAGGACUCCUUCCUCUUGUCCCAUCAAUUCCGCCGCGGUGGAGCUCGCCUGGCAGGCUGCAGCCCUUUGCAUGCCCCGGAUGUCGAGAACGUUCCAAUGGAUCCAUUCAUCACCACCCACAAUGAGUAUCCUGAGCAGAUGCCCUUGAUACUUCAACGCAUUUUUCAAGGUCUUCGCUUCUCGUGGUGUGCUGAUGCGGUGAAAUGGCACGAGACGAAUGUCAUGGGCCACCAGUACUCCCACAUCUUGUACGCACGUUGGGAUUUGCAAUGGCUCAUUCCCCUGCCUAAGCUGACUUUGCUUAGCGAGAUGGAUGAAGAUGCCAUUUGGCUCCCUGCAGUCCAAGGGCAAUUCUUUACCAAUGACCGCUUUGCAGUGGUUCCGCGUCAAUGGCUUUCAGCAUAUUUUGAAGGCUGGAAGCUUGUGAUCUCUGGCGAGGCAGAGAACGUUUUCGAAUCACAGAUGUCCCGUGUGGGCAGACCCAAUUUUCUUUCUGACAGCACUGAUUGCGAGGCGUUUCUUUAUGCGCGCUUGUCCUAUAUGGGUGCCAGAGCUGCUGAGCUUCCACCCAUCUUCUACGUGCAGUGUGAACCAUCCAAAGACUUGGACACAAGGAAUCUCCGGAGCCUGGGGCAUUUCUCCUGUACGCCAUUUUCUGCUUUGAUGGAGGUGGAGGUCCGCGGCUUCGACGAGCUGAGCAACCGAGAAAUCAUCGAGGCACUGGGCGGCGCCAAGUAUUCGAAUGAAUUGGCAGGAGUCAUGGCGACGGAGUCACUUCUGCAGGGACUGCCCACCGGAUCCGACGCCUGGGAAGCACAAGGGCCAACGCUCUUGAUGCACCUCAUCAAGCCGGUAGUCCAACACUUGGCACUGCAGGAGGUGGAGCCAGUAAACCUUCCAGCUUGGACCAAGCAACACAUCGCGAACACGGUGUUCCUCGCGCAGCAAGUGGAGGUGGCUCGAGCGAUGCAGAAGGGCCUUUGUUUGGAGGUGGAGGAUUGGAGGAGAACUGGCUACAUGUGCAGCAGGCUCUUGGAGAUGAUCAUGACCUUGGCCAUGCAAAGGCACGAGCUCUUUUGGGAUGCCGUGCGCGUGGCUCGGGCAGCUGUUUGGGCUGCUCCUCUCUUCCUGGAGCAUUGGAUCCGUUUGGGCAUUGUGCUCUCGCAUCCGUCGCUGGACAUGUCGAAAGCCGCCGGAGCUUUGGUUCGACAGGCUUUGGUCCUCAACCCGCACCACAAUUGCCUACUAGGGAUGGCGAAGGUGUUGGAGAUUCCACCGAGAUCCAUGCCAGGAGGUGAAGAUGAGCAAAGGCGGCGUUUGGAAGCAGCACUUGGUGGUUCCAAUGCCAGCAGGCGGACCUUGUCCAACAGCGGCCAGGCAAUCCUGCUGAGCUUGCGAAUGCGAGAUCAACAGCGCCGAGUGAGGGAGCAGGCCGUCACGGGUGCUACAACGGGUGCGCAGUGGUUGCAGUACGCUCGGCUGCUGACGCGCCGAGGGUGGCUGAUUGCUGCUCUUGGAGUUUGCAUGCACUUGGAGGCGUCGCUCUUGUCGGAUGCUCGGCCUGAAGCGCUCCGGGAGUUGUCCACCCAGGUGUUAGAUGAGACUCGCCGUUGCCACUGGGCAGCAUGGUCGAGAACCACUGACGGCUGCUUUGCUCACCAAAACUGCAAGCCACUGGGGUGCAGAUUUGGAUGCUUAUGA
Molecule: messenger RNA, 5341 nt
Organism: Durusdinium trenchii
Lineage: Eukaryota; Dinophyceae; Suessiales; Symbiodiniaceae
Source: the annotation of a GenBank genome assembly